GUUACUUUGGCGCCUUGUUUGUACACUAUCAUUUGCCUUUUGUCUGGUAUCAAUUUUAUUCUUCUGACCAACCAAAAUUGCAGACGUGAACAAUCAUGGAGUAAUUAUAUUUAACAAAUUAGCCGAUCUCCUUUGUUCCCCACCAAAUAAUAAUUUUUAGGGUCAGAAGAUAGCUAGAAACAAAAGUGGCAUCUUGAAUGUGUCACAAUCAUUUACCAAAAGUAUCCAAUGAAUCAAAUUAUAAAUAAGGAGCAGGGAAAUUUCACUUGGGGAGGGAAUGAUCAGUAGGUUCAGAGGCAUAGCAAAAGAGAAAAACAGUAACGAAAUGAUUUGGUUUGGAGAUCCGGUGAUCACUCUUUUGAGCUUUCUGUGUUUAUUCAUUCUCUUAGCUCUCAUCAAGAUCUUUCAAACUAUGGUAGACUCCAAAUCGCAUUCAAAAUUCGCUCGCUUUGCAGGGAAUCAAAGGCGUCCUUCUUACAGGCUUGUCCACGGAAGCACCCAAGAAAUCGUGAGCAUGAAAAGCGAAGCAAUGGGAAGGCCCUUGAAUUUAUCACAUGACAUACAGUCCACAGUUCAACCUCAUAUUCACUCCUGGACCAAGAUAUAUGGGAGGAGCUUUCUGCAGUGGUAUGGUACCCAAGCUCAACUAGUUAUUGGGGGACCUGAGUUGUGGAAAGAGAUACUAAAUAACAAAGAGCGAGCUUAUCCGAAAAGGGAGCCUCCACCUUAUGUAAAGAAACUAUUGGGAGAUGGCCUUGCAUCAACUGAAGGUGAAAAAUGGGGGAAACUGCGAAAGCUCGCCAACCAUGCCUUCCAUGGAGAUAUCUUAAGAAGUAUGAUUCCGACGAUGACAACUACAAUGCUAUAAAGGUGGAAAGAUCAUGAAGGAAAAGAAAUCAAAGUGUUUGAGGAAUUUAGGUUGUUGACUUCAGAAGUCGUUUCGAGGACAGCAUUUGGUAGCAGCUACUUAGAAGGGAAGAAUGUUUUCGAGAUGUUGAUGAAGUUAUUUUUCUUUAUAUUUAAAUAAUUUCAAACUCAGGUUUCCUGGCAUCAGCAAGUUUUUUAAAACCAGCAAUGAGGUCGAAUCAAAGAAGAUCGAGAAAGGAAUACGAGAUAGCAUAUUAGAAAUUGUUAAGAAAAGAGAAGAGAAGGCAACGAGUGGAGGAGAAGACGGCUUUGGGAGUGAUUUUCUUGGAUUACUUGUAAAGGCUCGCCAUGAUGCCAAUGACAAGCAAGGGAUUUCGGUUGACUAUUUGGUUGAUGAAUGCAAGACAUUUUAUUUUGCUGGACAAGAAACCACUAAUACUUUGCUGGCUUGGACUGUCUUUCUUCUGGCUUUCCAUACGGAUUGGCAGUUUGAACUUUGAAGCACACAAAAGGAGGUUCUGCAAUUAUUUGGCAAACAAACUCCAAAUGCCGAUGGACUUGCCAAACUGAAAACAGUAAGAAGUCACACAAUUUUAUUGCUUGUCUAAGUGACAAAAAUGUUCAGUUGUUUGUUUUGGGAGUAUGAAUCUGUUGACCCUAAAAACUACCAAGCCUACGUGGCGCGCAGGCCGAGUAAUUUACGAGCUAACUACGUCAUUCUAUGAAUGUGGGGCGUGCCAACUCGUCGGCCGAUGAGUAAAAUUUGUUGAU
Molecule: messenger RNA, 1638 nt
Organism: Malus domestica (apple)
Lineage: Eukaryota; Viridiplantae; Streptophyta; Magnoliopsida; Rosales; Rosaceae
Source: RefSeq, a predicted model, not a curated record